Molecule: messenger RNA, 1115 nt
Organism: Achroia grisella
Lineage: Eukaryota; Metazoa; Arthropoda; Insecta; Lepidoptera; Pyralidae
Exons: 2
Coding region: 347-712 (121 amino acids)
Source: RefSeq, a predicted model, not a curated record
CUGUGAUGAGUUUUAAUAUAAUUCUUCCGUCUUCGAAAACACUUCAAUACAGUAAAAUAUAAUAAACAUUAUUUUUUUAUUAUUUUCCCGUCCAACACCACAGUAACAGCAACAAAUAGUUCAGUAGUCAAUCUAACUUAACAAAUCAGUAAUAUUAUUUACAUAUCUCUACUAUCAAUUAAAAUUUAAUUCAGUACUCAAAAUCCGUACGUCUAAACUUAUAUUAAUUUUUGUACACUUAACGACAAGUCCUCAACACUGCUAAAGUCAAUUUAGAGUCCACUAAUUAACCGCGAAAUAAAAAAGAACGCGAACCGUCGAAGGAACUUAAUACCACUUAUAGACUAUGCGGCAAAACGAGCCGAAUAUUUACAUUGGAGAAAAAAAAAUCAGGUCAUUCGGAGGUUACGGGCAACGCAGCCGGUCGGCGCGAGCCGCGACGGGAUGUGGCCCUCGAGUCCACACGCGCCCCCACACCGCGCCCCUGCACCGAGCGCCUCACUCCGGCUACUGGAAACCACGUGCGCGCACUCACGACAGAGAUGCCGAUACCUAUCAAUCGUUUCGAAUUCCGAAUUCAAAUUUGGCGGCCGAUCGCCGGAGUGGUAAAGACCCGGCCCGCUCGUGUGGCGGUCGACAAGGAACUCGGCGUGGCAUCUUGAGGGGCGAAAAGACGUUACGUUGGACCCUUCAAUCCCCCUUGGCUUGUUAGUUGAAUGGUGAUAACCGUGUGGUGCUUUGUAGUGAGUGAAUAAAAUUCACUCUACCUGGAUGUAUGUUUUUAUUAUAAUUAGGAAUAAGAAGUUAUUGUAAACUAAUGGUUACAAAGUAUAAAGAAAACACAUUUAAUGUUACUUUAAAAAUAUUGUAACAAAUACAUUUAUUAUAUAAUAAAAUAAAAUAGAAAUGUUUAAUUUCAAGUAUAAAUACCAUUUAUGAAUUUAGUAAUAGGUGAUUAUUAUAAAUUUAAUGCAAUCGAUAUUUUUUUAAUAAUCACUAGGACUAUAUUUUAACAGAAUUCACAAUAAGCAAUGUUAAUUACAUUAAAGUAAUUUAUUUUUUGGUAUGGUAAUACUAACUACUCGCCCCGGCUUCGCACGUACAUGUAUAGUAUA